AUGUCAGACUCCAAUAGUGAUUCUAAUAAUUUAGCAAAGGAAAAGUUCAUCGAAGCUGAUGCUGGUGAUGGAACUACAAGAGAAGAACAAUAUUUACAUGGUGCCCCGUUACUCGCAUGUAUCUUAUCAUUAUUCUUGAAUAUGUUUCUCGUUGGUUUAGAUCAAACAAUUGUUUCAACUGUGCUUACCAAUGUUUCUAAUGAUUUUCAUAGUUUUGAUAAAGCUUCAUGGGCUGCUACCGGAUUCUUAUUACCAAUGACUGUUUUAACAGCCAUUUGGGGUAAAUUAUCUAUUGCCUUUGGUAGGAAAUAUCUUUUAUUGGGUGCAACUUUAGUUUUUGAAGCUGGUUCCUUAAUGUGUGCUUUAUCUCAGAAUAUGAAUACUUUCAUUGGUGGUAGAGUAAUUGCAGGUAUAGGAGGAAGUUGUAUUCAAAGUUUAUGUUUCAUUAUUGUAGCUGAAGUUGUUAAUAUGAAUUUAAGACCUUUGAUUAUGGCAUUCUUCGGUUUGAUUAUGGGUGUUUCCAUUGUUUUAGGUCCAUUGAUUGGUGGUGCUCUUACAAGUGGAACCACUUGGAGAUGGUGUUUCUAUAUAAAUUUACCAAUUGGUGGUGUAGCUAUGGUGGCCUUUUUCUUCUCCUUCAAUCCACCUUUACCAAAAUUCAAUCUUAGACAAAAAUUAGCUAUGAUCGAUUACACAGGGGUGUUUAUACUUGCUGUUGGUUUAACUUUAUUCUUAUUAGGUAUGACUUUCGGUAGUAGUAGACAAUAUGAUUGGGAUUCCGCUGCAGCUAUCAGUUGUUUAGUUAUUGGUGGGAUUUUCAGCAUUUUAUUCUGUGUAUGGAAUUUCAAACUUAGUAAGUUUCCUUUAAUUCCUUGGGAAGUUGUGAAGAUUCCUCAACUUUCUGCUGCUGUGUUUUCAGGUUUUGGUAUGUUCAGUUAUUUCAUGGUAAGUAUUCUUUACCUUUCGAUUUACUUCCAAAAUGUCUUGGGUAAAAAUGCUUUACACACUGGUAUUAGUCUUUUACCUUUCAUCGUGGCUACUUCCGUUGCUGCUAUUUCUUCGGGUAUUUUAGUUAGAGUUACAUCUCUUGUCAAGCCAUUUAUUAUUUUGGGAACGGUUUUGAUUGUUGUAGGUACAGGUUUGAUCUCCAUGUUAGAAGUUGAUAGUACUACUUCUCAACAAAUUGGUUAUUUAAUUCUUGGAGGUGUUGGUAAUGGUAUUUUAUUGCAAGGACAGUUGGUUGCUGCCCAAUUGAAAGCUCCUAAAACCGAAGGUGGGCUCAUUUUAACCACUACUUACCUUAUGUUCGGUAGAAAUUUGGGUUCCACAGUAUCAACCAUCUUAGGUGACGUUGUUUACAACACUUCAUUGAAACAUAUUUUACCUGGUGCUGUUAACGGUUUGAAAUCUACAAAUCCUGAUUUAUAUCAACAAGUGAUGUCAGUAACUCCUGACACUUUAGCUACCUCAACUGCUAUCUUGGGUACCUUAUCUGAAGAAGCUAGACAUUUCAUUAGGCUUCAAAUGAUGCAUAGUAUCAAAAAUGUGUUCUAUAUGGGUAUUGGAUUAGCUGGUUUGAGUUUCAUUGCCGGGUUAUUCACUACCAAUAAGAAAUUACCUAAAGCUCAUGAAAUUGGAAGUGCUCAUGAUAAGGAUGAAGAUAAAGAGCUUGUAGAAACUACGGAAAUUAAUGAUGAGAAGGAAUUAGGAACUAGUAGAGAUAUAGAUUCUGAUAAAGUCUAG
Molecule: messenger RNA, 1743 nt
Organism: Yamadazyma jaroonii
Lineage: Eukaryota; Fungi; Ascomycota; Pichiomycetes; Serinales; Debaryomycetaceae
Source: the annotation of a GenBank genome assembly